Messenger RNA from Cercopithifilaria johnstoni, 774 nucleotides. Lineage: Eukaryota; Metazoa; Nematoda; Chromadorea; Rhabditida; Onchocercidae. The record is from the annotation of a GenBank genome assembly.
AUGAGGAGUGAUUUGAAACUCAAGGUUGAAGUAUUGUUGGAUAUGAGGAAUAAUUUGAAACUCAAAGAAUAGAAUAGAAUUUAUGAACAAACGCUUGAUUCCUGUCGAUUUUGUGUCGAGGCGGCAUGCUUCCGAAAAUGUUGUAUGGUGGCUUGUGGAAAUAGCAGCUAUCUUUCAUCUGUUCCAUGGCGACCUCUAAUAAAAGAGCACUGUUUGAUUGUUCCCAUUGCUCAUUAUUCUUCAACUGUGACACUUGAUGAAGAUGUUUAUGACGAAAUAAGGAAAUUUAAAAGAGCUUUAGUUUCAAUGUGGGAAAAAGAAGAAAUGGAUUGCUUAUUCGUAGAAACAGCCAAAAAUGUAAAACAUCGCAAGCAUAUGUAUAUCGAAUGUAUUGCGGUACCAAAUGAAAUUGGUGAAAUGGCACAUAUAUAUUUCAAGAAAGCGAUCGAUGAUAGUGAGGGUGAAUGGGUCGAUAACAAAAAAUUGGUGGAUCUCAGUAAACGAGGUGGAGACGUUCGAAAAGUUAUUCCGAAAGGAUUCUCAUAUUUUGCUGUCGAUUUUGGUUUGCAUCCGGGUUAUGCGCAUGUUAUUGAAAAUGAAGAUCGAUUUCCGCAGAAUUUUGCUCAUGAAAUAAUCGGUGGUAUGAUGGAUUUAGAGAGGAGACAGUGGAGAAUGAAUGAAAGUCUAACUAUGGAAGAACAACGAGCAAAUACCGCCGAACUAAAACGUUUAUGGGAGCCGUUUGAUUGGACGAAAGAAUCUAAAAAGCGAUAA